Messenger RNA from Parastagonospora nodorum SN15, 3942 nucleotides. RefSeq lists its product as hypothetical. The transcript is spliced from 6 exons. The coding region runs from base 1 to 3942 and encodes 1313 amino acids. Lineage: Eukaryota; Fungi; Ascomycota; Dothideomycetes; Pleosporales; Phaeosphaeriaceae. The record is from RefSeq and is a predicted model, not a curated record.
AUGAAGUGGUCUACGAUCACUACACUCUCCCUCCUUGCGGGUAGCGCUCUCGGUGCACCCGUCUCCUCUACAACCGCUGGCCUGCAAAUCUCGGAUGAGCUGCGCAACCAGGGUGAUGGCUCCUACAUUGCCACUCGCAACGAGAACGGCGAGCUCGAUGUCAAGUUCACACCUAUGGCCGCGCUUGUCGCCCGCGAUCCGGAUCUCGUCCCCGAGACCCCACCCGCCACACACUCCGGUCGCUGGAGCGUUGGCAAAGACGAGAUCGUCUGCGAUCCCGGCCACUCUGACAAUGUCGCCGACCUAGACGCCGCCAAUGUUCAGCUUGCGAAGAACGCCCCUAAUGGCAAGAACGGCGAGAGCGAAGGUCUAUACGGAUGGGUACACCUUAAUGGUCAGACAUCUUAUUGGUGCAAUUACGAGGUGAACCAUCCGACGUACGAUCUCGUGAUCAACAUGCAUGUAGCCCUCAGCUUGAAGUGCGGAGGCUCAGCUGCCUAUGGGUACAACCAUUACGUCCUCCGACGUGGUGCCAGGGACCUGGUUGUUGGCCGUACCUACACGGGCAAUAAGUUCUGCGAGAAGCAUUUCUACUCGUCUCCCAAGCAGUUGGAGGAGCGGGAUCCAGCGCCCAAGAAUUUCACCAUUGCAAAGAGUUUGAUGCAACAAGGUAACGGGCUUUACCUGGCUACAUUCGAUGACUCGGGCAAAGCUAGCGUCGAGUUCACACCUGCGGCUCAGUUACCAGCUAUCAACAGUACGAUACCAGCUAUUAACGGUACGCUUACGACUGAGAACCCUACCGUGAUGAGCAUUAGAGCGCUACGCAAGCGUGGAGAAGUCCACUGUGACCGCAAAGACUCGAUGAAUACAGGCGAUUUGAACUGGGCCAAUGUCCAAUCCAUUAGUGAUAACUGUCACGGCGAUGCUGGCUAUGGCUUCAGGCGCCACGUUGGCGCUGUCUGGGAUUCGGAUUACUGGUUAGCUGUGGGCCGCACUUACUAUGGCGACAACUUUUGUGACAGCAACUUCCACGACAAUCCAGGCAAGAGACUCUCAGAGUCAAUCGAGCCGAGUGAGAAGCCCAUUGAACUCUCGCGUCGCGAUACCGUGGAUCAGGUUGCGAAGCCCGCCGAACUCUCACUUCGCGAUGUCAAUCCCAUGGACCAGGGUGAUGGGUUGCACCGUGCAUGGUUCGACGAGAAUGGAAUCUUGCAAGUCGAGUUCACGCCUAUCAGCGAAAUCUUGGCCAAACAUCCGCACGCCAAUGUCCCUGCUGCAAGAAGCACCGCUGUUGCAAGCGGGCGCACUUGGCGAGGUGGUUCCAUUUGCGACAAGAGAUUCCAGCCAUAUGAAGCACAAGUUGCGAGACCCUUCGCGCCGCCACGUCGAUCGACCUCCUCUGACAUCAACAUCGCCUCAGAUUUAAUGUUCCAGGGCGAUGGCUUCUACACCGCAACUGUCGAUGACUCUGGUACUGUCGAUGUGGAGUUUACGCCGAUGGCAGAACUCCCACCCACCGCUGAGCUUCUCUCCAAAGCCCGUGCUGAAGGUCUGCUGGAUUACAUCCCAGACAGCACCGACUCUCUGCACAAGGGCAAAACCGAGUGUGAAGGCCGAGACUCCGGAUCCCAGAGCGACUUGGAUGGUGCCAAUAUUCAGCUUGCACAUAACGGUGAUGUCACCAGUAGGAAGUGUGGCGCUGCUGCUUACGGCUGGGACCAUCGGUACGUGGUACAAGGCAGAAGCUUCGCAGUUGGCCGAACUUUCCAUGGCAACAACUUCUGUACAGACACCUUCAAGGGAUGGCAUGCAGCUCGGGCUGUCGAGACUCCAUCUGGAGAAUCCGCAUCUGUCGAUACCCCAACUGUCCAGUUUGAUUUACAUGCCAAUGCAUCGACCUGGGACAUGACUUCCGCCCAGAUGGACCAAGGCGAUGGUCUUUAUGUUGCCAGCUUGGACGACGAGACUGGUCAAAUGGCCGUCAAGUUCACGCCUAUUACCAAGCUUAGCAGUCGCGCCUCACUUGCCGAUGCAUCGAGUUGGGACAUGACUUCUGCCCAGAUGGAUCAAGGUGACGGUCUCUAUGUUGCCAGUUUUGAUGAUGAGACUGGUCAAAUGAGCGUCAAGUUCACGCCCGUGGCCGAGCUCAGCAGUUCCGUCUCUCGCGCUUCAGUAAGCAGCAACUCUGCUGCUGAUGUCAUAAACGCUUUGAACAAACGCCAAGGAGACAAGACGAGUUGCGCGCGCGGCAGUUCAAAGAACGUUGCUGACUUGGACUCGGCCAACCGCCAGCUCGCAGAAGCUGGGUCGAAGACCGAUCUCAAGUACAACCGUGUUGGCUGGGUACACAUCAAUCACGAAACUUCAUAUUGGUGUGCCACCAAAGGUUCAUAUAAUUGGAGAUAUCCUUACGAUUACUUUAUCAAUCAGCAGACGAUCGUGAGUAACACCUGUGGCGGGACAGCUGGUUAUGGAUGGAACACCUUCGAGGGGUACACAGUUGCUCCCCCUCUGGCAACAGAUACUAAAGCAGAUUGGACUAAGAUCUCCGUGGGUCGAACCGUCAGAGGAACAUCUAUCUGUACGCAGAAGUUCAUCCCACCUGCUGCUGCGGCUACGGUCGAGAGCUCAGACAUUUUGAGCAAACGCGAUAGCGUCAAGCAGACUUGCCGGGGCGGGUUUUCAAUGAACGUUUCUGACCUGGACUAUGUCAAUUCUGAAAUGGCGAAAUAUGGCGAUCAGCUCAAUCUCAAGAGGAGCCCCAUUACCUGGCUACACAAAAGCGGCGAAACUUCCUAUUGGUGUCUCUCUGAAGGCGCCGACGGUUGGACAGAGAAUUAUGAUUACUUCAUCAAUGAGCAAAUGAAGAUCAGCAGUCAUUGCGGCGGAUCAGCGGCUUAUGGUUGGUCUCAUUCCAGGGGGUACAAAAAGUUCGGAGUGUGGAAUGUCUGGACCGAGUUCUCCGUUGGCCGUACCUUCAAGGGAGGAUCUAUCUGUCGAAAGGGCUUCGUACCACCUUCUGCUCCAGCAUCCAUUGAAGCAUCGCCUAUCGCGGUAGCACCUCGCUCCGCCACCUUCGACGCGCGAAACCAGGGCGACGGCUUCUACCUGGAGACUUUCAACGACGCUGGAGAGAGCACCAUCAAGUUUACCCCGCGAACUGAGUUCAAACCUUACGAUCCUGCUCAAUCAUCAGUCUCGGAAAACUUGGCGGCUGGGAGCAUUGAUGCUUUGCGCACCCGCUACCACCAUCCAACCUGCAGAAAAUACCCACCCACGAAGAGCGGGAGCUGGCAAGAUGUGGAUGAAGCUAACGUUCAGCUUGGGCGCCAGUCCAACGGCGUUCAUUUCGACGCGAGGACGAGAGGUUGGGUCACGAUCAAUAAAGAAAUUGCCUACUUAUGCGCGUGGAGCGCCUGGGAGGGCACAUACGAUGAAGUCAUUGCGGCAAACGUUCUAAUCAGUUUCGAUUGCGGCGGGUCAACUGGCUACGGCUGGGACUACGAAAACAAGAAAGAUCUGACCAUUGGCCGUACUUGGUUGGGCGACCACAUCUGCAAGAUUAAUACUCAUCGCGAUGAAUCUGUUCAUGAUGAAUCAGUGGCUGCGCAUGCAGUCGAGCCCAUGCGCGUGCGCAGCGACCUGCUACAACAAGGCGAUGGCCUUUACUAUGGGACGAUUAACGAAGCAGGCGAGAAAACUGUCGAAUUCACCCCCAUCGCUGAGCUGGCAGCUCUUCUCCCUGCUCAGUCGGCCACAACCGAGAAUGUCACAGCCACGACAACGGACACUUUCCCUCCAAACGUGAAGUAUACCAAAUACUGGUGCCGGGGUUACAGCGAAAACACUCCAGACCUAGACUUUGCCAAUGUCGCCCUUGCGGCUAUGUGGGAUAACAUGUACUUGGGGUGGCAUAAUUAUGUUUCCUUUGUAAAGUAA